Molecule: messenger RNA, 2052 nt
Organism: Mesocricetus auratus (golden hamster)
Lineage: Eukaryota; Metazoa; Chordata; Mammalia; Rodentia; Cricetidae
Gene: Sbspon
Product: somatomedin B and thrombospondin type 1 domain containing
Exons: 5
Coding region: 75-869 (264 amino acids)
Source: RefSeq, a predicted model, not a curated record
AGCUGUCGGAGGAGCUGAGCGCCGGCAGGAGGCUCAGGCUGGGUCGGGUCGCAGGUGCCACGGCAGCUCUGGCCAUGAGGACCCUGUGGAUGGUGCUGUGCGCACUGGCACGGUUGUGGCCCGGGGCCCUGGCUGGUUGCACAGAGGCCGGGCGCUGCUGCCCUGGUCGGGACCCAGCCUGCUUCGCUCGCGGCUGGAGGGUGGACAGGGUCUACGGAACGUGCUUCUGCGAUCAAGCCUGCCGGCUCACCGGGGACUGCUGCUUCGACUACGACAGGGCGUGUCCAGCUCGCCCUUGCUUUGUGGGAGAAUGGAGUCCCUGGAGUGGCUGUGCCGGCCAGUGCCGGCCCACGACGCGUGUACGCAGGCGCUUAGUGCAGCAGGAGCCACUGAACGGAGGGGCACCCUGCCCGCCCCUGGAAGAGAGAGCCGGCUGCCUCGAGUACUCCUCAUCGCAGGGCCAGGACUGCGGGCAUUCCUUUGUUCCUGCCUUUAUAACUAGCUCUGCAUUCAACAAGAAGAGAGCAAUACAAGCCACAUCUCCACAGUGGUCUACACACACCGAAGAUGCCGGAUACUGUAUGGAGUUCAAGACAGAGUCUCUGACUCCUCAUUGUGCCCUGGACAACCGACCCCUGACUCGAUGGAUGCAGUAUCUCCGAGAGGGAUACACUGUGUGUGUGGACUGUCAGCCUCCAGCUAUGAAUUCUGUGAGCCUGCGUUGUUCUGGAGAUGGCCUGGAUUCUGAUGGAAAUCAGAGUCUUCGCUGGCAAGCCAUUGGCAAUCCUCGAUGUCAGGGGACCUGGAAGAAAGUGCGGCGAGUAGAGCAUUGCUCCUGUCCAGAAGUGCACCACUUCAUUUUCAUAUAGAGCAGCUGGGAGCCACCCGCGUGCGUUCACCAGCGGGCACAGCAUUGCUGAGUUCAACACUCCACAAGCCUCCAAAACUAUGCCAAGUCCCGGGCACCCUCCAUUGCCAUGCUUUGCCUCUGAGAAAGAAAACUUAGGGAUAGUUCCCAAGGUUCACAACCUUUUUGCCUUUAUUUUUACUGAGUUAAGGACCCAUACUACAGGCUCUGUGGCCUAUGACCUUGACCUUACAUUUGGCCACAGAAUAUGUGUCUGUUUGUACUAGAAUCACUACCAUGGGCUCCAGUUUGGGGUAAGUUCUUGUUUAAGGGCAUCUACAAAUUCUUUGUCUUUAUUGGUGCUUUGUUUUAAAUUAAAGACAGGGUCUCACUAUGUAGCCUAGAACUUACUAUGCAGACCAGACUGGCCUGAUUCAUAUAUUCACUGCCUCUGCCUUGUGAGUGUUGGGACUACAGUGUCCCACUACACCCAUGCUGGCUUUUCUUUGUCCUUCAUUUUUUCAUUUUGGAGUGGGGAGGGGUGGGGUUUCUGUGUAGCCUGGCUGUCCUGGAACUCAUUCUGUACAGCAGGGUGGUGUUGAACUCAGAAAUCCACCUGUGUCUGCCUCCCAAGUGCUGGGAUAAAAGACAUGCACUGCCCAUUCUUAAAAGCUUCUCACUUGCCGGGCGGUGGUGGCGCACACCUUUAAUCCCAGCACUCGGGAGGCAGAGGCAGGUGGAUUUCUGUGAGUUCGAGGCUGGGCUGGACCGAUAGCCUCCAAAACAAUACAGAGAAACCCUGUCUCGAAAAACCAAAAAAAAAAAAAAAAAAAAAAAAAAAAGCUUCUCACUUCAAAAAAUAUACAUAUAUGUGACUCUCACACAUCAAGUUCCUAUAUAUUAACUUACAAGUAAAUAGUCACAAAUAAUUUUCCACAGGGAGUUGUUAAAAUUUCUCUUGGUGUUUUGUAAUGAAAAGUCAAUGCCCAUGCUAAAAAAAAGUUUAAAAGAAGAAAUUUUCUUUCGUUAGUUGAAAAGAUCAAAUAUCCAUGGGAAUUGCUUAAAGUGCUAAACUUCUCCUGAAAUUUUGGCACCAAUGAAUGAGCCAAAUGCCUUAAUUAUAAGCCGUCUACCAUCAUUCAUAUGUAAGAUUGUUUCCAAUGUUUAGUACCUGAAGCAGAAUAAAACAAUCUUUUAAUGUCCAA